Molecule: messenger RNA, 865 nt
Organism: Triticum aestivum (bread wheat)
Lineage: Eukaryota; Viridiplantae; Streptophyta; Magnoliopsida; Poales; Poaceae
Exons: 3
Coding region: 89-679 (196 amino acids)
Source: RefSeq, a predicted model, not a curated record
CCCUUAGAAGACACCACCCAAAGCAGAAGAUCAAAGCAGCCGCUUGUACGUGUAUCUCUUGCUAGAUCUCUCUUACACGCCAACGAUAAUGGCCGCAGCAGCUGCAGGCUUAGUUUGGGCGACCUUGCUCAUGUGUGCUGCGCUCGGCGCCGGGGUCGAGAAUCCAUUCUUUCCUCCUGGUUCCGAGCCAGAGCCGGUGAGGAUAUACUCCCAGGAGAAUGCCGCGCUGAACGUGGCCGAACGCGACGGCAACGUUGUCCUCGCGUACGGCGACUGCUCGGACCUUAGACAGAAAUGGUUCAUUGUGACGUCCCCCCACCCCUCCGCACCGUUUGAGUUGCCGCCGCCUUUCGUGCUGCAGAAUGCGCAGACGUUUCAGGUCAUCAUCAUCCCAUCAGGCAGUGGACAGAAGGUGCGCCUGUCGUCUGAACCGCCUAUCAACCCACUGGACUGGCUGUCGUGGUCGCGAGCAGCACUCGAGCAGCGAUGGACGCCGGAGAAGUCCACACGUGCUGACCACUUUUACCAACUGUCGGUUACCAAGAGCGACCCAGCUCUUACCCUCAACGGCCUGUUGGGCAACGUACAUGACGGAACGGAGGUCGGCAUCUAUCAUGCAUCACCAGAUUCAGGGAACGCCAUAUGGCAGAUGACUUCAUACCCACUCUGCGCCCGCUGAUGAGUUAGAAGGCCACUGCGUUGUGCUUAUGUGUUUGCUGAAGAAUAAAUUUUACAUUGUUCUUUCCCUUAUUCAAUUUCCUCAUUCGUCAAAUUUGCGAUUGUUUGAAAAAUUGUACUACGUUUUUGUUGGUCCAGUACCAGUGUAAGCACAACUGAGUUCGUCUAUAAUAUUAUUAUUUAAGAA